Carica papaya (papaya) is the source of this 1398-nucleotide messenger RNA. NCBI's taxonomy places the organism in Eukaryota, Viridiplantae, Streptophyta, Magnoliopsida, Brassicales, Caricaceae. The record is from RefSeq and is a predicted model, not a curated record.
AUGGUAUUGCCAAGGUACAUCGUCCUAAAAUCAAAAUACAACAACAAAUAUUUACGCUACAUUCAUGAAGAUACGCAAGUGCAUGGAUUUCUCCAAUUCUCUGGAGAUGAGGUUGUAAGUCCCUAUUCAAAGUUUGAAGUAGAGCCUUCUAAGACUGCAAGUGGACUGGUACACUUGCGGUGUUGUUACAACAACAAAUAUUGGGUUAGGUGGUCCAAAAAUCAUUGGUGGAUUAUUUGUGGUGCUGACCAACAUAAUGAAAAUCAAUCUGACUGGUCUUGCACAUUGUUUCAACCCAUUUUCAUAGAUGGCGAUUCUCAAAAGCUUCGAUUUCUCCAUGUUCAACUUAAACAUUAUUGCUCCUUGUGGAGGCUAGAUCCACCCUUCGGUGAUUGUUUGUUCGCAGGCUAUGAUCAUCCUGAAGAGUAUGAGUGUGAUAUUUGCAUAAUUGUUGAUUGGGAGUCAUUGUUAAUAUUGCCCAAACAUGUCGCUUUUAAGGGUGACAAUGGUCAAUAUCUUAGUGCUCGUUGGAUAGAAGGACAUCAAUAUCAUCAGUAUGCAUCUAAUGAUAUCGGGGAUCCAACUGUGGGUUAUGAAAUUUUUACAACCAAUGACGGAAGCGUUCGCGUGAAAUCUGAUUACUUCGGUAAAUUUUGGAGGCGUAGUCCAAAUUGGAUAUGGGCUGACACAACAUACACCAAAGAUAAUAAUCCCGAUACAUUAUUUUGGCCAGUUAAAGUUGCCAGCAAUGUUGUUGCUCUUCGAAACUUUGGAAACAACUAUUAUUGCGCACGACUCACAACUGAAGGUAAAACAAGUUGUCUUAAUGCUUCAGUGCCAACUAUUCCUAAGGAGGCCAGGAUGGAGGUUUCAGAACUUGUCAUUUCAAGGCAAAUCUAUAAUGUCAACUUUCGCCUCCUCGAUGCUCGAGUUUAUGGUGAGAAAGUUAUCACCAUGGCGAAUGGAGUUGCAGUGAAUAAGACAAACCAAUCAGAUGAAGUCGAAAUCACGCUCACAUAUUCAGAUACAACAAGCAAAACUUGGAACUCAAGUGUUUCAUUGAAGUUGGGUGUUACAACCGCCAUCAAGACAGGAAUUCCAAUCAUUGCAGAAGGAAAUAUUGAAAUUUCUGCUGACUUCGAGGGAUCGUAUGAAUGGGGAGAAACAAAGGAAACAAAACAAGAAAUACAAACAGUUUACAAAGCUACUGUGCCACCAAUGACUACUGUGAGGGUGAUGUUGCUUGCAACAGUAGGUACAUGUGAUGUUCCAUUCUCAUACUCUCAGCGCGAUACCCUUACAAAUGGAGAACAAACUACUUAUUAUCUGGAUGAUGGUCUUUACACUGGCAUUAACUCCUUUAAUUUUAAGUAUGAAAUUAAAGAAGAGAAACUCUGA